AUGACAAUUUUGGAAUCAUGUUGGUCUCCAAUUAUUUGGACGAAUAAUAUUAAAGCGGGGAGUAAAGCAAUUGCUUUUUACACUGCGGCAAUGAGUAUUAUAUUGAUAACACUAAUUAUUUAUCAAAUGUGCGGAGGAGAUUCUACUCAACUAUACAAUCCGCUUUUUGAAGCCGAUUCCAGAUAUUCCCUGCAAGUAGUAGGAUCAUUUUUCAUCGCUUUCUUCGUUUUGUUGAUUAUUUUUGCAAGAUUUAUUGUGAUUGGUAUUAAUCACCGCGUGAGAGGAUGGUUAUUACCUUGGCUUGUUGCCUGGUUUAUUUUCUGUGCCUUUCAAUUAGUAUUUGGACUAUGGUUAUUAGGAGGAUAUUAUAUUUAUCUUCAAGUUGUUUUGCCGACAAUGAUCAAUUGGCUUUGGAUGGGAUACAACGUAAGUAAAUAUAAUUUGAGCUUCGUAAUAAGAACAAUUACCAAAAUAUUAAUGAAGAAAUAUACUAAAAUAUAUAUUUUAUUUUUUUUUUUUUUUCAGUUUUACUGUUGGCUAUGUGUCCUAUCGGUUUACAAACUCUUCCAGCAGAUACAGUCACCCAAUAUUGAAUUACUGUGGCCGUAA
Cotesia congregata is the source of this 609-nucleotide messenger RNA. The record is from the annotation of a GenBank genome assembly. NCBI's taxonomy places the organism in Eukaryota, Metazoa, Arthropoda, Insecta, Hymenoptera, Braconidae.